Pomacea canaliculata is the source of this 1725-nucleotide messenger RNA. RefSeq lists its product as uncharacterized. The transcript has 6 exons. NCBI's taxonomy places the organism in Eukaryota, Metazoa, Mollusca, Gastropoda, Architaenioglossa, Ampullariidae. The coding region runs from base 328 to 1317 and encodes 329 amino acids. The record is from RefSeq and is a predicted model, not a curated record.
AAGUCUAGAGGUCAACAGACGUGUCAAAUAGGGAAUAUUUCCCAGGUCAUUCUAAGGGUACUUGUGUGUGUGGUAUACGUGUACAGAAAUGGUACAUGAGCACUCAAACUCGUGGAGAUUAUUCUGUGACCGAUCGCAAGACUGUCCCUUGUCCGUGGUAUAAUAAAUACGCUUCUAGGGUGGCACGCGCGAUGCCAUGUUAUGUACGGUGUCUGAACAGAUGUAUCGGGACAGAUCUUCACGCUCCUUCAAAAGUUUUCAAGGAACAAAGUACCAAGAUUUAAAAAUUUUAAAAUUCAUCGACCAGCAUCUGAAAAUUUAGCAAAGAUGAGCGAUUCCUACUUAGCAGAAUUGAGACGCAUCAAAAGAAAAUGCGCUAGGGACAUGGCUGAGUGCUUGGCUGAAGCAAAAUAUAGACUUAAAAGAAUUGCAGAAACUAACGAUGAAAUUAGUUUUUUAAAUGAGAAAGAUGAAGAUUUCUGUGAUUCCCAUAGAUCAGAACAUGUUACUGUUAGUAAAGACGUCGAUGAGCAACAGACUGUUACGAAGUCAAGAAAACGAGCAAGAUCUCGCUCCCCCAAUAAGUUACCACCAAGACCUGUGGGAUCGGUUAUCCAGCAAACUCCGUCUCCUGUCAGAUGUUUUUGGUCUGUGGAAUCUCCUGCACAGCCAGGACCAUUUACUGCUAUUAACAGGCCCUCCAUCACACAUUCUGAGUUGACACCAGCAGCAUCUUCAACAGCUGCUACUGACAGGAGCUCCAUUGCAUUAAUUAUACAAAUGCUACCAAGUUACUUUGAAAAAAGUUUCAAAAAGAUGGAAGAAAUCCAGACCGCUAUAGAGAUCCUGCAGCGGAAGGUGGACCAGCUGGUAGCCACACAGAAUGUGGCUUCCAGCCAUGCAACUCCUGCCCUUCCAGAUGGCUUUAUCUUUCCACUGCAGGAAGUUUAUCAACUGGAGAGGUUAAAUGAUACUUUGGCAGAGGAGGAUACCAGACAAAGAAUGAUUUUGUAUCUGAGCUUUUUUGGUGGCAGCACACCAAAAGAGGCACUGUACCGUCUGCUAAGACAUCUGCUUGUUCCAAAGCUAUCUAUUUUAUAUAGCUUGGAAGGGAGGAAGGGGAAACGACGAUUCAACAGCUUACAGCAUUUAAAAGCUGCAAUUUACGAGCCCAUAGUGAAACGAUACCACGAUGUCACAAUGGCCGAUUUGGACAAGUAUGCAAGGGAAUGGCUGGCCAUAUCAGGUGACCGUGAUGGAGGCCGGAAGAGGAGGGAAGAAAAAAAACUACAAAGUGUGUCAAGCACUUCCUUUUAAUGUUCGUCUUGAUGUAAUUUUGGGAGGGGUGCUUGUAUAUAUUAUGUGUAUUGUAUGAAUUUGAUAUGCUUGGGUGUUUUAUGGCUUUUAGGAGGGGCAUUCUAUGGAAUGUUUAUUCAUUUGUAGAUCUUUUGAGAGGGUUGUUUAAAUUUAAUAUUGGUGUAUAUUUUAUGUUUGUGCAUUUUUUAUAUCUUUUUGGAAAGGUGUGUGUAUAUAUAUAUACACACACAGAGAGAAAGAAAAUAGAAAUAAAAUGGCUACUAUUCAUAUUUACUGUUUUCUGCUGGUUAAAUGAUGAUAAAUGGUGUGGCUGCUGGUUAUGAUGUGGAAUAAAUAAUGUAUCUUAAUUCUUAACGCAUUCUUAACAUCCGAUGGCCUGAGAAGAUCUCCAAUACCGCCCUGUGGGAG